Molecule: messenger RNA, 1855 nt
Organism: Notodromas monacha
Lineage: Eukaryota; Metazoa; Arthropoda; Ostracoda; Podocopida; Cyprididae
Source: the annotation of a GenBank genome assembly
AGAGAACUUGUAUGUGUAUCAUUCCACGGCUCCGUUGGUGAGCGUGGGUGAGAAAGAGUAGUACUUGGGUACUUCGGUAGAAUAGAGAGUAGCCUAGAUUCCCUUUCGGAUUCCAAAUGGCAGCGUGUGAAUCCAAUCCGACGUCGUUCAUUAGCGCGCAGCGGGGUAAGGGAGUGCCUGAAUUGUUGCCGCUAGCUUCAGAAUGCGUCGCUACUCCGUAUUACUGUGAGGAAAAUGUGUGGAAGUUGUGCGAAUACGUUGAGUGCCAUCGACGCGAAACUUUGCCGAACUGCUUCGCAGUAUUCAUUUCGAACGAUAAACGAGCAGUUCCCUUGUGGCGUCAAAAGGCUGGGAGAUCUGAAGACAAACUUGUCAUCUGGAGGGUGUCCCCAAAUCGCGAAGGCAGCAGAACUAUUGUCCCAGUUUUUCGUGAAGUCAUGAAGAAGUCGCCCGAAGAUUACCACGCUGUCGUGAUGUACUCGGAGCCAGGGAGCAAAGCGGUCGUUUAUGAUCUCGACUCGGAGUUGCCAUUCCCGACAUUUUUCCACAAGUACGUGACGGAGACCUUCAGGACGGACGAGGUUUUGAAGCCUGAGUAUCAUCGUUAUUUUCGGGUCGUGCCUGCCGAGCAAUUCUUGCGAAUUUUUGCGUCGGAUCGCUCGCACAUGCUGAAGGAGGACGGCUCGUGGCUCAAACCGCCGCCAAAUUAUCCUCCGAUCGUCUCGCAAGUGAGCCAGAACAAUUUGGAAAAUUUCAUCUCUAUGAAUCCAAAUGUGGAUCUCGGGCAUGUGUACACACUGAAGCAACUUGUGGCCCAGUUCCAUGUCACGUAAAGCGGAGUAAAGCACGGAUCACGCUCCGGAUUUUUGCCUCUCGUAAUUUUUUUUUUUUUUUUUGUGUUUGCUUGACAAAAAAUAGAUGUAUUCGAUAUUAUUGCCGCCAAGUGUUUAAUCUGUUCCUGUUUAUUAUGCGUGUUUUUUGCUGUUUGCAAAUCGAUCUGAUAAUGGUUACCAAGAAAGUGUGACUUGUGCUGCGAAUUUUUCCCAUUUUCGCUUGUGCUUUUUACCCUCGGAAAGGUGGUCUUCAUUUUUUGCUCUUAUGCAAAAAAGUCUUUCUUGUGUACCGCGUUGUUUUUUGUCCGGCGAGGUGAGUUGAAACUGAAAGAUGGAGGAUUUAAAGUGCAAAGAAAACAAAAGGAAAGGGGUUUAUGAUUGUUAUCUGGAUUCUUUUUUUGCAACGUCUUUUUGAACGGUUUGUUGAAACUUUGUUGCGUUUAUAUUUUUUAUAAAUGGCUGGGAUCGUGAUGACGGCCGUGAUAUUCAAUCGGGUUUAGUUGCCUUGGUUGCCAAGUGAUCUUGAGUGAUGUUCGCCCUGGGUCUAGUCAAGUUCUGGGUUGAAUGAUGAGUUUUUUGCCUUUCCCGCCGUUUUUUGCGGACUGCGUGGUAAGGCGCAUGUUGCAUUCAGUGGAGCUGAUGAGGUUUGCAAAACAGCUGCGCGUGAACUAUUCGACAUUUUACCGGUGUUGGAAAUUUUUUUUUCUCAGUUCUCCCGUUGAUGGUAAUCGAUGUUUUUUUUUUUUUUUUUUCUACUUGAAGAAAGAACUCUUCGGUUCUUUUCUGCUCGUUAUCUGCUUUUCUUUUCAAUCUAGAAACAGUUUUUUGAGGGAAAUCUCGCGUUUUUAGAUAAUUUUUCUCAUUUCCUUGAACCCGAGGAGUGUGUUUCCGCAACUGUUUUGCAAUUUGAGAAAACAUUUUAAUGUCUACAACACUGUAUUAUUGCUUUUUUGGGAGCUGUGUCCCAUUUGCCAAAGUUGUUCCUUCGUGUUCGCUGGAAAAGAAAAUGUCUUAACGCUUGA